AUGUCGACCUCCGUUGAAACCACCGCGACGACCGCCAAGCCUGCACCGCUACCAGUCGAAGGUGCGCUCGUGCAGAUGAAAUCGAAGACGGAAUCAGCAAAAGCGGAAAUGCAUCAUGUCACUGGUCUCAAACUCUUCCUGCUUGUCGCUAGUACCUCUCUUAUUACCUUCCUGCUGCUGCUCGACCAGAGCAUACUCAGUACCGCGAUACCGCACAUUACGAGCCAGUUUCAUUCCCUGCCAGAUGUAGGAUGGUAUAGUGGAGCAUAUCAGUUGGCUGCUGCGGCCCUACAGCCUCUCAGCGGCAAGAUCUACACUCAUGUGAGGAUCAAACAUGUCUUCAUGGUACAUCUCUUCGUCUUUGAGCUUGGAUCUCUUGUCUGCGCUGUAGCGACGAGCUCCUCGAUGCUCAUCGGCGGACGUGCACUAGCUGGACUGGGCGCAUCCGGACUGAUGAACGGCGGGUUGAACAUCAUCACUAAUUCUACGCCGCUGGAAAAACGCCCAUUGUAUACCGGAAUCAUGAUUGGGAUUGGGCAGAUGGGUUUGGUGUCUGGUCCGCUCAUUGGGGGCGCGUUGACAGAACACGCAACCUGGAGAUGGUGCUUCUACAUGAAUCUUCCCAUAGGAGCCGUCACCGCCGCCAUGCUCGCUAUCAUCCACAUCCCGGAGCCAAAUCCAAAAGCGCCCUACUCUUUCGCUCUCUUCAAAGACCUCGUUCUCCACAAGCUGGAUCUCCCCGGUUUCGCCUUAUUCGCGCCAGCUUGCAUAAUGCUGCUACUCGCUCUGCAGUUCGGCGGUGAAGGGUCACAUGCUUGGAGCAGCGCGACCGUGAUAGGUCUCUUCGUCGGCGCAGGGGUUGUGGCCAUUAUCUUCAUCGCAUGGGAAGCUAGAGUUGGGGAUCAAGCCAUGAUACCAGGAUCGCUGUUCAAAAGCCGCAUAUUAUUGGCAUGCAUCGGGCAGACCAUCGGCCUAGGUGUCUGCGUAUUUGUAGGAAGCCUCUGGGUGCCGACGUACUUCCAGAGCGUGAAAGGAGCGGGGCCGACGGAAAGCGGCAUCAACGUGCUGCCACAGAUCCUGAGCCAGCUGCUCUUCGCAAUCAUGUCAGGCGCCGCAGUGUCGAAGCUAGGCUUCUACAUGCCAUGGGCGGUCUUCAGCGGCGCAGUGGUAGCUAUCGGCAACGGCCUACUGUCGACGCUGACCCAGCAUACGAGCACCGCGAGAUGGAUUGGAUACUUGAUACUUGUCGGUGCUGGGCGCGGCGCAGGCAUGCAGAUGUCUCUUGUAGCGACCCAAUCCGCCCUUCCCAUGCGCCUCAUCCCCGUCUCUCUCGCCUUCCUCAUCUUCAUCCAGAACCUCGCCGCAGCCAUCUUCCUCGUUGUCGCAAACACCAUCUUCACACAAUCCCUUAUUAAGAAGCUCGCUCAAUACGCGCCGUCCGUCUCUCCACAAAAGGCGCUGGAAGCCGGAUCUAGCGCCGAUGCAGUGAGGAAGCUUGUCGCACCCGACAGACCUUGGGAAGUGGAUGGUGUGUUGAACGCGUAUAGUGAGAGCUUAAAGAAUAUUUGGUUGAUGUUGGUUGCGUUUGCCAGUAUAGCCUUUUUGUGCUCGUUUGGAAUGGGCUGGGUGGAUGUGCGGAAGAAGAAAGGAGGGAAGGACGAAAAGAAGGAGAGCGAGGUCGAGGAAGAGCACACAGUGAGCGAGAAGGAAAGUGUGUGA
Didymosphaeria variabile is the source of this 1719-nucleotide messenger RNA. RefSeq lists its product as uncharacterized. Gene Ontology annotation, molecular function: transmembrane transporter activity. The record is from RefSeq and is a predicted model, not a curated record. Gene Ontology annotation, biological process: transmembrane transport. The transcript has 4 exons. The coding region runs from base 1 to 1719 and encodes 572 amino acids. Lineage: Eukaryota; Fungi; Ascomycota; Dothideomycetes; Pleosporales; Didymosphaeriaceae.